AUGCACACUGCACCUCCCAUGAACACGAAAUCCGUCGUGGCCGUCCAGGAACGUGGAUGGCUGGUCGGCAAGACGUUCCGCGAUCGCAUCUGGAGCUUGGAACAAGGCAUGCUCACGAUGACAACCAACGAGAACCCCACAAAACCUGUCAGAGUUCACGUGAAAAGCGGUGACGUGUGGCAGGGCAAAAAGGUGGGGUUCAAAGUGAAAACCGACGAUGGAACUGUCUACCGCGCCAACUCGAAAGCCCUAUCGGCGGCGUGGCUCCAAGCUUUACACAACCGAGCCCAAGUCCACCACAAGAGUCCGCUUCAGUGAUGAAAUCCGUGUCUGCCUUAUCCCGAGCGACGACGACGACGACGACGCGACAAGCUCUUCGGAUGGCGAACAUGACGAUUGAAUUUGCG
Messenger RNA from Aphanomyces invadans, 407 nucleotides. RefSeq lists its product as hypothetical. The transcript has a single exon. Lineage: Eukaryota; Oomycota; Saprolegniomycetes; Saprolegniales; Verrucalvaceae. The coding region runs from base 1 to 318 and encodes 105 amino acids. The record is from RefSeq and is a predicted model, not a curated record.